Messenger RNA from Zygosaccharomyces rouxii, 540 nucleotides. RefSeq names its product NEDD8-conjugating protein UBC12 (gene UBC12). NCBI's taxonomy places the organism in Eukaryota, Fungi, Ascomycota, Saccharomycetes, Saccharomycetales, Saccharomycetaceae. The transcript has a single exon. Bases 1 to 540 code for a protein of 179 amino acids. The record is from RefSeq and is a predicted model, not a curated record.
AUGUUCAAACUGAGAGAGAUUCAGAAACAGAAACAGUCAAAACCUGCUCCCAAUGCAGGUAGUAACACCAAUACACGUCUUCACAGGGACUUAAAAUCACUUGAGCUGCCACCGACGACGCAGCUGCACAUUGUGAGAGGCACUGAUGAUUCAAUACCAUUACUGCAACUCGCUGUAAAGCCCGAUGAAGGCUACUACAAAGGCGGUAAUUUCACAUUUGAACUGCUUUUCAACGAACAGUACCCCAUGGAACCGCCAAAGGUCAAAUGUUUGAAUCGUAUAUAUCAUCCGAACAUCGAUACCGACGGUAGGGUUUGUUUAAACAUUUUACGCCAGGACUGGACGCCUGCCUUAGACCUACAGAGUGUUAUAAUUGGUUUACUCUUUUUGUUUUUAGAGAUAAGCGGUGUUGAUCCACUGAAUAAACAAGCCGCCGAAACAUUCAACAGAAACCGCCAAAACUUUGCUCACGCGGUGAGACAGUCGAUGGGCGGCAAUACAAUAGACAACAUACAUUAUGACAAAGUAACGAAUUUUUAG